UUCUCCCUAUCAUGAAACAUUUCUUAUACUAAAAGUGUGAUAAAAACAUUCCUUAGAGAGAAAAGACAAUACUAUACAUUAAUGAAAUAGAGUUCUAACAGGCAGUAACAAAUAAAGAUGAUUGUUCUGGCAUUUUAUAUUAUGCAUCCUUUGGUAGUGAUUCUCUUGGCUCACCAUAUCUGAUGCAUACCCAGGUUGGUCCCCAGCUUCACAUAACCAGAUCUAAAACUGAUUUUCCUGUUUUAAAAAUGGUAGACCCCAGGUCAAAAUAGGAUUAUGCCAGAAUGGUUGAAAACAAAUCCUUAUUGAUGAGUCUCUCUGUUAGCCCUCCUACUUACUGCCAUUAAUAAUUUUUCACCCCAAAGAAUUGGAUAAUUCUAUCACUUAUUAUACAAGUAAGGUGAUGGGCAAAACCAAUUAAUUAUUGCCUAAUUAAAUUAAAUAGUAAAUUCUAUGCUCAAUUUUUGACCAUAAACUUUUAUGGACUGCUUGUAUUCGGAGAAUAUCUUGGUCCCUGAACCAGCAUGCUUUGGACCAGGAUAUUCCACCAUGGAUCAGUGUGCAAUUCUGCACCAUUUAGCUGCAAAGUAUUCCUAGCCUAAUGUUGCUCUCAUUUAGGUCCUUGAGAAGAGUCUAUGAGGAAAUUACCUGCAGCAAGCAUCCAUUGAUCAUCACUUGUCAAAUUUUGCUACAUCAAAAUGCAACAUGGGUUAGAGGCAAUUGUAAUGGCAAUUUAACAACUCUGUCCACAGACAGGUCGAACAGUGUGAUAACCUUGACACUUUAUUGUUUAACCUCUGCAUAAAUGACAUUGAUGUAGCUCUUUUUAUACUAGUAGUUCCACUACUCCCAACACUUGCCCAUUAACCUAUUUCAAUUCUCUUGUACAUAGGAGAUGCAUCCAUAUUAUCAGUAAUUUGAAAGGAUCUUCAGAGGUGCCUAGCUGCUAUAAUGACCUGUCCUAGGAAAUUUCUUGAUAUCAACUAUUAUACUCUCAAGUUUAGAUAUCUUUAGAAUACACCUUAAGUCCCUUGUUAAAUGGAAAAUUAACUAAUUGAUUAGGUCAAGAUUGGACAGGAGAAAUAAGAGGCAGUUGAGGAUGUUUUAUUAUAAUAUCAGUUUUAUAGUCCUGCAUGCUGGCUUAAUUCUCCUGUGCUACAUUUUCUACUAGGUAGACAAGAUAAGCAUUUCAUAUCUGAGCUCUGGUACCAAUGUUACUCAAUAGCUACAUUUUGUUCUAUUAAAUACAGUAUGAAAAUCUGCUUUGGGCUGAACUCAAUAAACUGGGGUUGUCACCAAAUCUAUACAGGGUUAUACAAAUCUAACCUUUGAUUAACAAGGGCAAUUCUGGCACUCUGGUUGCUAUGGAUAAGGAAAUCAUUGCAGUCAUCAAGCAAGGAUAUCACAUGAUUGCCAUUUGCAAUCUUCUGCCAUGUUCUCCAUUGACUUUGUUGGAAAUCAGCAAAUAAGGUGCCAGUGGUGGCCGCCUGAGGGCGGGAUGCUAAAAUGGUAGAAAUUCCAGGACUAGGCAAAAGUACCACUGUUCAAAUGGUUGCUAAAUGAGUGAUUGUUAAGCAGGAAGCACCUUAAACAUCCAUUAGAUUGUCAAUUAUGCCACUUUGUUCCAUUUGUAACAAAUACAGCUUGGUUCCUCAAGCUAUAAACUCAGGGUGACAUUUCAUUUUAGUUUUACAAAAAUAUUAACAAUUUUGAUUUGAUUUCAGGCUUAGCUGGUUGGUAUAUUUUAGAUAGUUUAUAUGGCUCUUACCUCCUAUUUUUAUAUUGUAUUAUAUAAUUUAUUUGCUAUGUUAUCUCAUGGUUUUGAAUUUCUGUUUGUUACAUUGAUUGGUCAUUUAAUAAUACUAGCAGUCUUAAUAUAAAUUCCUUGAAGAAUUGAGAGUGUCUUGAAAAGUUUAAGUAUCCCAUAUAAAUUGGGAUAAUGUCUUUAUUUUUCAUAUAACAUCAUACGUCUUGUUUUUAUUGUUGUAAUAACUUUAUAGUCCACUCAAAAAAGUUGCGGUCAAAACUGUUUGUGAAAAGAUGAAUCUGGCUUUGUAUUUCCAAGGUCUCAGCCAAUUCAGAUGUGAUACCAAGCACCUUCUUUUGCCGAUUUUCACAUAAACUGCUGUCACUUUUAAAGAGUCAGCCGGAAUGACCCAAGCGGUCAAAACCCAAUCUUCAAAAAUGGGUUCUCAUCUUUUAAAAUAGUGCGGUAAUGUUUUAAAAUAGUUCCUCCACCCAGUUUUCUGUCUUAAGACCAUAAGCCUGGAUAUUUCAGUGUAAAAGUGUGCCCCUAUGAAUUGGGGGCAGGGACAAUUAAUGGGAAACAUUUCCUGUGAAAUAUUAACGGUAGAGAACUCUCAUUCUUUGCUUCACUGUGUGGCAUGUUUAUCUUUCACAACUCUUGAUGGCCUUGGCUGGAGAAGCCUGAUGGCUCCUGUGAUCUAAUCCCAUUCAGUAUCGUUGCAAUUUUCAGCCUAGAGGUACUUUCAGCAACGCAAUAAAAUUAUUUUAAGAAAUAUUUGGUGGUGAUAGUAGUGCUAGGUUACACUGACAUUGGCAAGAAAAUGUAACAGAAGACGCUACUUUUGUUUUUAAAACAAGUUUAAAAACUUUUUUAAAAAAUUGUAAUAAUAAAAAUUUUACCAAACUUUUCUAAAAUGUUUUCUGCUUGAAUGUGAUUUUUUUUAAAAAUUAAAUCAGAAUCUUUUUUAAUUAUGCAUUUUACUGAUAUAAAAGUAUUGUACCGUGUUUCCUGCAAUGACCUCUCCUUUUUUUGCUAAGACAAAUGCAUCCGAAAGAAGGUGAUAGAAAUGUCUUGACUUCCUUUCCUUGGUUUUUCAUAUUUUUAGAGCAAUGUUUCUCAAUCCCGGCAAAUUUUAAGUCAUGUAAAUUUCAACUCCACGGCUGCAUGACUGAGGAAUUCUGGGAAUUGAAGCCCACAUGGCUUACAGCUGCUGAGGUUGAGAAACACUAUUUGAGAGCAAACAGAUAGUGAAUAUUCAUGUUAGAUAUAGUAACAAGGGGAAUCAAAGCAAUGUUAAUAAUUGCACAGAAUCCUCUUGCAUAGAAAAGCAACUAAAUCGAAAGGGCGAGCCGAAGCGACUGGACUGCACUGUUAAGAUAACCUGCGGAUUCUAGGCGCCCUCCCACGGCACAAAAAGGAAGUGCAAAGAAAGAGAAACAAACGGCAGUGUUGUCGUGGCGACGGGAACAAAGAAGAACGCAAGGUGCGCUCCCGAGCACCCGCUUUUCUACAACUGCAAGCUGCUGCGUGAGCUAGGAGAAGCAGGGCUAUUCAUAUCGCGCAGGAUGGUCCAGCAACGAUCGGCUAGUCCCCAUGGGUUUCAUUCAAAUGAAUGGUUACAAGACCUUGCAAAACCAAAGCCAACCAAAGACGUAUGGAAUUAUCAUCGCAAGUUAAUCUGGGGAAAUCAAGAUCCAAUAUGGCCUGUCUCUCCAAACACUUUGCUGAGGCAGCCCAGUGCAAGAAUCCUGAGUCUAGCAAGGCCAAGGGAAGUGGUUGAACAACCAAAGAGUCGAUCCCUCUUCUGGUACAGCUGUGGACAAAUGUCAGAGAUUUGGAAACGUUCUUCAGCAGUGUAUUCUGCAUUGCCAUCGAAGCGAUUGCUGAAGCUAGCAGAACCCAGGCCAAUUUCUGCAACUUAUCUGAAACUAAGGCCACGAAUUUCCCCUGUGUGGCCUAUCAGCUCCUCCACACUUAGUUGCAAAGCUUCCCAUCGGAUUCUAAUCCUUGCUCAAGCAAGAGGUAUCCAUCCAAACUUUAAAUUUCCAGAACAGACUGAAAGAGAGAUUUCAAAGGCUGCAAGAAGAGCUGAGGCUACCCCAAGAUUACAACAACUUGCCCAUCCAGUAGUUAGGAAACAAAGGCAGUUUUAUGAAAAUACAUGCAUGGAGGCCCCAAUCCGCCAAAUACCUCUGACUACUCUGCAAGCAGUCCCAAGUCCAAGGCUACUUGAACUAGCUAGACCAAAAACAAUCCCUUCUGAGAGUGCCAUAGAUCGUUCCCCUGAGUGGCCUGUGUCAGCAGCAGCCAAGCAGGCAGUGGCCUCUCCUCGACUCAUGGAGCUCUCGCACCCUGCCAACAGGGCCCCAACCAAUCUUGUGCAGUUUAAUCCAGAUGCCUUUAUUGUAAAGGAGUCUGCUAAGAGAGCAUUUUGUACAGAAAGAGUCAAGACCUUAGCACAACCAAUUACUCGUUGAUCACACUGAUCACCCACAUCUAACUCUACGUGGUGUUUUCAAUAAAUUAAAGGAACUAU
Thamnophis elegans (Western terrestrial garter snake) is the source of this 4283-nucleotide messenger RNA. It is a transcript of the gene SPMAP2L, whose product is annotated as theg spermatid protein like. NCBI's taxonomy places the organism in Eukaryota, Metazoa, Chordata, Lepidosauria, Squamata, Natricidae. Bases 3313 to 4224 code for a protein of 303 amino acids. The record is from RefSeq and is a predicted model, not a curated record. The transcript has 9 exons.